AUGUCUUCCGCCGUCGCCCCUUCCCCUGACCAUGCCGCCGCCGCGGCCUCGCCCGCACCCACCAUCAAGCUGCUUAUCGACGCGAAGGCCAAGCGCGUGCUGUACGCGGAGGCCGGCAAGGACGCCGUCGACUUCCUCUUCGGCAUCCUCGCGACGCCAGUCGGCACCGUCGCCAAGCUGCUUAGGGCCGCCGGCGAUGGUGCCGGCGCCGCCAAUAUCUACGCCAGCGCCGAAGGGAUGAAUCCCGUGUACAUGCAGAGCAGCGCCGUGCGGAACGCGCUCCUCAACUCGCACCGGUACACGCUCCUGCAGUGCCCUGCCAUCCGAGGCCUCCCUUCGCCGGCGACCACGGCUCCCCCGGCACCCUCGACGUCCGUGCCACGGAGCAUGGCGCUGCCAUCGGUAUCGUAUCGACCCCAAUACCCGGCUGUCUCUCCGCCUGCGUUCGCGAUGACAGUUCCACGCGGCUGCCAUAGCUGCGGCUCCGUCGUGGCCGGCGGGUUCGUGCAGGGCUUGGUGACGUACACUGUCAUGGACGACCUCACCAGCACACCCAUGUCAAACGUCUCUGUCAUGGCGCUGCUCAGCAAACUCAACGGAGAAGAGAAGGGGCUCAUACUCGAGGAGAAGUCGGUCAAGAUCGGUCAACAAGAGGGAUUGGAUAUUCUGAUGGCUUCCCUACAGUCCAGCACCGUCCUCACCGAUGUAUUCAUGUCGAACAAUAGUGCCGAUGCCUCCCUGUCCAAGAAUAAAAGGGCUCGUACAUCCGGUGGCGCAAUGAGUGUUGAGGAGAAAAAUGAUAAAACCCUGGACUAUUUUUUAUGA
This is a messenger RNA of Triticum turgidum subsp. durum (durum wheat), 825 nucleotides long. Lineage: Eukaryota; Viridiplantae; Streptophyta; Magnoliopsida; Poales; Poaceae. The record is from the annotation of a GenBank genome assembly.